Messenger RNA from Carica papaya (papaya), 1025 nucleotides. Its product is annotated as antigenic heat-stable protein. The record is from RefSeq and is a predicted model, not a curated record. Lineage: Eukaryota; Viridiplantae; Streptophyta; Magnoliopsida; Brassicales; Caricaceae.
GGGAAGCCGUAUUCCCUGUUCUACCUUUCGCCCAAACAAAAUUGAAAAGAUGAACUUGAAACGGCGUCGUACUGAAAGGAAAAGGCGGCUCUGGUUAAAGUAUGAGCAAAAGAUAAAUCCCGAUCUCCAGCCAAAAAGACAAAAAAGAAAAAAAAAAAAACAAAGCUUUGAAGCUUGUUGUAUCGGAUAGGAGACGGAGAAGAAGAGUAAAUAACAGCAGAGACAAGUUUAAAGGCGAAUGUCAUCUUCUUCCGUAAUUACCCCAGAAGAUGUAUUGGAAUCUCUCAUGAAUGAUGGCACUAUCGAUGCUCUCAGAUUGAAGAUCAUCAAUCAGCUGAAAACCAAUGAAGAGCUGAAGAACACAACAAUUAAGAUGGUGGAACAAAGUAAAGUUCUUAAUACCCCCGGGGCAGAGAAACAGACAAAGAGGGAGUUGUUUGAUGCGCUUCGCCAGGAACUUGAAACUCCUGUGCUAGAGAAGGCGUCUAAAUCAGUUUGGGAGUUGAUACUGGACAACAACGGGCUGGGGAAGGAAAUAAAUGAAACAGUUGAAAGAGUAUUUUGUCGACUGAGUGGCCGAGAAGCUCCCUUAUUUCCUAUCUCAAAUGAUGAAAACCAGCGCGAUAAAGAAACCCAUAAUGAGAAAGGGAAAGAAAAUGAAAAUAAAAAUAAGGAAAAUUCAAAUUCUGCAUCAAAGAAGAGGAGUUUCAAUGCAAUGAAUUUGGGAGAAGGGGCUGAUGAAGUUGGAAACUUUUCUGGUGAUCCUUCAGCAUUAUCUGAAGACUCUAGGAGAUCGCGUUAGUGAAGCUUAAACAUGAGUCACUUCCGACGCAUUAUGACUGGAACAAGUCUGGUGAAUGUUUGGGUGAAUUUUUGGCAUUCAAGUUAUGAUUUAUAAAACAAAACCGCAAUGUUGACAUAUGGAAUAGAGAAGUAGUUAAUAUGGUGAAAUAUCAGUUUAUUAACAUGUAUUUGUAUAUACUGAGCUCAUUGAUUAACAUCUGGUUUCAAAUCCUUCUCUCAAA